Molecule: messenger RNA, 5855 nt
Organism: Dunckerocampus dactyliophorus (ringed pipefish)
Lineage: Eukaryota; Metazoa; Chordata; Actinopteri; Syngnathiformes; Syngnathidae
Exons: 25
Coding region: 1499-3943 (814 amino acids)
Molecular function (GO): protein binding
Source: RefSeq, a predicted model, not a curated record
GCUUGUACAUUGAUGUGGCUCAGUGACAAAUAAGCUUGUAAAAAGGUCCUAACAUAGCAUAGCUAGCAUUGACAUUAGCUGCCUCAUUAGCAUCAAGUGGCGCCGGUGUGACAGUUUUGCGUCUCGUAGCGUGUGGAUUUGGUGUGUGUUUCACUUGGCUUUGCAGCUGGAGUCCCUUGAUAGUUAGGACAACUGAGAUUACGCGGCCAUGUUGGGGCCACUUCAAGCGUGCACAGUACGAUAAUGCAUGUAAAAAGUGGUAUAAAGAAUAUUAAGGUAUUCAAUGUAAUAUCCAUAAAAUAACUGCAGUUUAGAUUAAGUGCACGAAAUGACGUUCCCCGACCAUACAGAUCAAAAUAAAUCUAAAAUUGGGCCAGAUUGUAAACAGUAUAAUACGAUUUUUAUUUUUCCAAAAUUCAUUAUUGCACUUUACAUCUAACAUUGCGAAUUCCUUCUACAGUUUUGAAGCAUUUUAAAUGAAACUUCGGGUAAAUGAGGACAUUGACAUGAAGAUGUGCAAGACAUGUUUUUUUUUGUUUGUCGGACAAAGCGUUGCCAUGGUAAAUUUGCUCGAGAUCAUGGAUUACUUUAUUUGCACCCAGAGGUGAUUUACACAAGGAUCAUUCACAUUAAACAGAAAUUCACAACACCAAAUACAACACAUGGGACCGAACACUCCCAAUUGACCUACCUAGCACAGCUUCGAAGACGACUUCGGCUUCCAGCCCUAACGGUUGAUUUUAUUCUCCCAAAUUGUCCGUCUGUUGAUAUCUGAAGGGAAUCUGUACAGCUUGAAACCCUCGUCGUGUCUAUUCGUGCAUCCAAAUGCACAACAACCCGGCAUUUUUAUGACUAAACAAUACAGCCAAGAAUACUGUUGUAUUCUGUUGUAUAGCGGCAAACGCGAAUUUGGCCCCCAGAUGGCUCCACGAGUCACGUGACCGUAUUUUUUCGACUCUCUAUCAAGGGACUCUAUUUGCAGAUAUCCAACUAAUGUGUAAGCACAUAACACGAUUUAAAGUAUUCCAAAGGUUAACUAUAUACCCAAACGUAUAGCAAAUGAUAAAACACACAAAUAUAGCAUUAAUAAGUGAAAACAUUGUACUCACGUGAAAGAUUCCUUCAAAGGGAUGCAGAAGAUUUACUCAAUUUACAACAGGUUUCCUUGCCGAGAGUCAACAAAUGUGGAGAUGUGAUUCAGAACGAGACGGGGGCUAAGUGGGGUAAAGAAUUGACUCUCCACUGCUCAAGGAACAACCGCUGAGCAACAGUUGCUAACAACAAUCGCGUGACCCGGAAACGGAUGUGAAUCUUGCUGACACAGGCAAAUGAACAAAACCUCAGCGAACUGAUUCAUUAUUUUUUGUACAAUUUUAGUGGACGGCAAACUUAAAAAAAAACAAACAUUUUUUUUGACAAAAUACUACCAUGACAAGAAUAGACUUCCCUAUCUACCAUUUUAAGUUUAGGCAGGCCCCAUCACGCAAGUACUUGCAUCAUGAACAAGGUAGGCAUACCGGGUAAGAAGCCUCAAAAGUUCUUGACCCUUCCGAUGGCCACCAUGCUCUUCAUCUUUGGACUCGUCUUCAUCCCCAUGGUGUCGGCGCCGCCUACCCUGCAGAAUGGGACAGAACCCGUGAACAAGCAGGACACUGCAGAAGGACGAAAAACUGAGGAAAUUCAGGCUCCGUCCACACCUGUGGACAAGCCGGACAGUCCCCUGCAGGCUCCGCCCACACCUGUGGACAAGCCCGACAGUCCAGAAGGAUCAAAAACUGAGGAAGUUCGGGCUCCGCCCACACCUGUGGACAAUCAGGACACGACAGGAGGACCAAAAACUGGGGAAGUUGAGGCUCCACCCACACCUGUGGACAAGCGGGACAAUCCAGAAGGACCAAAAACUGAGGAAAUUCAGGCUGUGCCCACACCUGUGGACAAUGAGGACACUGCAGAAGGACCAAAAACUGAGGAAGUUCAGAGUCUAGAAGAUCGCGUGCGCAUGUUGGAGGCAUACAUUGAGAGACUGACAGAUAAUUUGACAAAUCUAAAUGAAAGAGCAGCAAAAACCACAGAUGUCCAGACUCUGAUAGAACGUGUAGGAAAGGUGGAGAGAGAUGCAGCAACAACCACGGAUAUCCAGACUCUGACAGAACGUGUAGGCAAGAUGGAGAGAGAGCGAGCAAAAAUCACGGAACUUCAGACUCUGACAGAACGUGUAGGCAAGGUGGAGGCAGACUCUGCAAAAACCACGGAUGUCCAGGUAAAAACACGAUACACACAUGGACAGGAAGUACUGUGGUCCGGAAGUACUAGUGUUACACAACAUAUACUACUCCAGGCUCUGACAGAACAUGUAGGCAAGGUGGAGAGAGACGCCGCGAAAAACACGGAUGUCCAGGCUCUGACAGAACAAGUGUACAAUCUGGAUGGAAAAGUAGUAUCGGUUGUGGGAUCUAUAAAGAAAGCAGUUGUACAACCUGACACGUAUACGUACAUCCUCCUUGAUGGGCUGACAGCACGCUUGGACAAACUGGACACUGCAGGAGCAGUAAAUGACAAUAAAGUUCAGGUAACACCUUUAUUUACAUACAUGGGCAGGAAUUACUACUCACAUUUACGCCUGCAGACUCUGCAACAGCGUGCGGACGCUGCAGAAGCCGCAAACAGGGAAGUUCAGGCAAAAGUGAAUAAGCUGGAUGGAAAAGCAGAAAACAUGAAGAAUCUGGAAAAACGUGUGAACAAGCUAGACACCGCAGAAAGAGUAAACAACCUUAUAGUCAAGACUCUGACAGAACGCGUGGACAAGAUGGAGACAGCAAAAACCAUGGACAUCCAGCAUGUGGACAUGCUGAGGAAUCUGAUAACGUGUGUGGAAGCUGCAAACGCCAGUAAGGUCCAGACUCUGACAGAACGCUUAGACAAGGUGGAGACAGAUGCGGCAAAAGCCACGGACGUCCAGGCCCUGACGGAACGCGUGGACAGAGAUGCAGCAAAAACCACGGAUGUCCAGACUCUGACAAAACGCGUGGACAAGGUGGAGAGAGACGCAGCAAAAACCACUGAUGUCCAGGAUCUGACAGAACGCAUAGACGGCGUGGAGAGAGAGGCAGCAAAAGCCGCGGACGUUGAGGCUCUGACAGAACGCGUAGAGAGAGAUGCAGCAAAAACCACGGAACGCGUAAACAAGGUGGAGAGAGACGCAGCAAAAACCACUGAUGUCCAGGCUCUGACAGAACGUGUCGUCAACGUGGAGAGAGACGCAGCAAAAGCCACGGACGUCCAGGUAAAUACACACACGGUAUUAUGUACACGGUCAGGAGGUAGUAGUGUUGCCCAUAUGCAGGCUCUGAGAGAACGCGUAAUCAAGGUGGACAGAGGCGCAGCAAAAACCAUGGAAGUUCAGGCUCUGACAAAACGCCUGGACAAGUUGGUGGGAGAUGCAGCAAAAAACACAGAUGUCCAGGCUCUGACAGAACGCGUGGACAGAGACGCAGCAAAAACCACGGACGUCCAGGCGCUGACAAAACGCGUGGACAAGUUGGAUGAAGUAGCAGGCAAAAGUAAGGUGGCGUUCUCUGCAAAAGAGGGCGGCAAAAAGGAAGAUAACAAGGUGGUCUUCAGGUAUAUGGAGCUCAAUUUGGGUCGUGCCUUUGACUGCAACACAGGCAUUUUCACAGCCCCCGAAAAUGGCGUCUACUUCUUCACCGUGACCUGCUUUACAAACAAAGGAUACAUUGCUCUAACUUUGUUUAAGAACAGAGAAUUGAAGAUGCAAAUGUUUGACACCACCACAAAAGACGAACGCAGUACCACAAACAGCACAAUAUUGCAACUGAUGAAGGGAGACAUUGUGUAUCUCGAGCCUGGUGAAGCGCACACGUUUCACACUGGUGCAUCACUAAGCAGCUUCAGCGGCUUCCUCCUCGGGCCCAAUGUAAAGUAGAUGCGGGUGUAACAACCCUGAAAAGGGGAAAGAUAUGAAUGAGGACGGCCGGACACGAUGUCUCCCUCUGGCAGCCUCAUCCAGAAUGUUUUAAUGAUUUCACAAAAACACAUGUGUAUAUCAGGCACACAGGAAUCAUUUUGUUUUCACAGGUGAACUUAUACAGCAAACCAAACAAAUUAAUAAAACAACAGUGUCCCUUUUUACAUGAAGGUACUUAAAUGACAAAACAUUCUUUUGAAGUACACAAUUUCAAUACAAAGUACUUGCAUGUUAUUGUUAACAUUAUCAGACUGGCAGGUCUCAAAGAGCAUAUACAUGUCUACAUGAACAAACAAACAAAAAGACAACUUACACAAGUUCGUGCUACACUCCUCCCGAGCGCCAUUACUGCUCCUACAGACGGCAGCCUGCUAUCUUACAUUUCUAUGUAGCACACAAAACGUGGUUCAAAACUCCGUUUUAAAUCUUACUUAAAUGCACCAAACAUGCUCAAGACGUUCACAUAUUGCAGUACUGUAUCUAAUACAUCUAACUGACCAGGACAUACCUGAAAAGGGGAAAGAUAUGAAUGAGGAUGGACGGACACCACGUCUCCCUCUGGCAGCCUCAUCCAGAAUGGAGCACCGCGGCCAAGAGCUCCCCCUUUCUGCCCUUGCAGAUGUAACUAAUCGAUCCCAGAUGAACUGAUUACAAGUACAUUUUUAACCAUGUUAACACAUUUUACACAGUUUAAGUUGUUAUAAACCUUUUACACUGUUUAUGCAACUCUCAUAGAUUAAUAUUAGAACAAGGCUGACCUAUUAUUUAAUGAAUUAUUCACUUUUUAAACCAGCCCUUUUUAAUACAAUCUAUCACAGGGGCGCAUCCAUCCAUGAUAUAAUACCGGGGCGGUAUUGGUACCGGAUGGAUGCUAGCAUAAUGCAGUUUGUGCAGCGUACCGGCUGAAGCCACCUACUAACGCUCGUAUCAUAUUGUAAUAUUCACAUCCGAUAGGCGGCUGCCUAGAGGGUGCCAACUUUGGAAGGCGUCGCAUGUGUAAGCCACAACCCACGUAACGCACACGCGCACUAGCCAUGUUUAAUCACAAUUUGGCUUUUUAGCUGCUAAUGUUAGCUAGCAAUGAAUGUAUAAGCCUAUAAAACUCCCAAUUUUUUGUAGAUAUUUUUGUUUGUCUUUGAAGUCAGUAUUGCUAAUAUGCCAGCAGUGGGAUGUCUUUAGAUUUUGCAACGGUUAGGCGGUUGGGCUGCCUAGAGGGCGCUACUUUGGAAGGUGUUGCACACAUGACAUCCUGUCCUCUUUCAUGCUUUGAGCACAUAAGCCACAGCCCACGUAAGACACACGUGCGUACCUAUGUUUGCCAGCAACCUAUUUGGUUAAGUUUAUUUGCUAAUGCUAACAGGACCAUUGUUAUGCCAAUUGUGACAAAUCCAGAUAUUUUUCUUUAAAAGCACUUACUGCUAACACGAUAGCCACGGGUGAUGUUCUUAUAUUUGAUGUUUUUGUAUCUAUAAAAUUCAUGUCUACCCCCUAUAGGAAUUGUUUGCAACCGGCUGCCUAGAGGCCGCUAACUUUGGAAAGUGUUGCACGCAUUGCACCCCGCCCCGCUCUUUCAUGCCUUGAGCACACGCCCCGCAUAACACACACACACACACACACACUGCGAAUGAUUUUUUUUUUUGUCUUUGAAGCCACUAUUGCUAACAUGCUCCGUGAGUGGUGGUCUUACAUUUCUUGAGAGUUGCAAACAGUCCUUUUUCUUGCUUGAAAAAAAUGUAAUAACAAUUGCAAACAGUUCCUUGAAAAGUUCUAGAUUGUUGAUGAUGAUGUUUAGCAUCUUUGAAAAUUGUGUAUCUUUGGACAUUCCAAUAUACACGAGUGGAUGUUAAAACUUUGGUGGGAAUCAAUAAAG